ACAUUUUUUGUAGCUAUAAGAUUAAAUCACAAUGUUAACAUUUGCUUAUUUGUUGCAGUGGCAGGCAGGAUCUAGACAACAAACAUCUCCAUCUGGAUUUGGACCAGAUAAAACUAAUUGGGGUUGGAACUGGUUGGAGAGAUGGAUGGCUGUUCGUCCAUGGGAGAAUCGUUUCCUCGACAUUAAUACGAGAGAUGGACUGAAGAUUCAGGAGAAUGGUUCUGCUAAACAAGAGCAAGAGCAAGAGCCCAACAUCAGGAACCAGUUAAAAUCUGCYGGCAAGAAAUCCAUUGCUUCAAACCUUCAAUUAGAAUUUCCAAAUGAGAAAAUGGGGCAAUCUCAUUCUGAUGGCUCUGGUUCUGACCCUAUCAAGUCAACUAGCAUGCAAGAAGCACCUGCSACGGUGUGUAUUGAUCCAACGUCUAACGCAUUUCUUGCUGAUUCAGUUGGUGAGCUGAGAUUGAGACCUGGUGUGGGGUCAAGAUCCCACAGCAAUCCAAGAGAGAGAUCCUCAAUCUUGGGUAAUCAGGGAAAGAAGCGACAGUCGCUGCCUAGUAGUGGCAAAACAGGGCAAGGUGUUGGGAGUCAUAUGGCCAGACAACCUGGUAAAUGUGCUACAAAAACAAGCAUUUGAGUAGCAGCAGCCGAACGACACUUCAGACCAUGCAUAGUCCUCCCAAUCGGCUCAGGAACUCAACAAUCACUGCAAUUUCAGAYGUUUGUGUAUACACGRGCAGYUCAUKCACUCAGGAGUUAUUGAUCAUGUUGUCGGAGAAGUGAAAGAAAAUGAUUGGAUUUAUUUGGGAAUGUUGUAAUUAUCAGUUGUCGUUAUUUUGUAACUAGCAAUAAUCAUUGUUGUUAUAUCGACGAUGGAGUAUGUGGGAGAAAACUUCUGUACAACGUGGAAAGACAUGAUGUGUAUUGUAAGAUGUCAUUCUAAUCAAAAUAUGCAAACUCCAUAUUUGUACAAA
Cynara cardunculus var. scolymus (artichoke) is the source of this 971-nucleotide messenger RNA. RefSeq names its product protein IQ-DOMAIN 1-like. Bases 32 to 634 code for a protein of 200 amino acids. The record is from RefSeq and is a predicted model, not a curated record. Lineage: Eukaryota; Viridiplantae; Streptophyta; Magnoliopsida; Asterales; Asteraceae. The transcript is spliced from 2 exons.